UCAGGGCUCCCGGUGCCGGGGGUGGAACGAGGAGUCGCCGGUCUGUGGCGGGCUCUGGGGCCCUGCGGGUGGGGCUCGUCCUGCCCCUGGGCUCGUCCUGCCCCCGGGCUCCCUCGGAGUUUGGAGGGGAGGUGAUGCUCUGAUAUGCUUGGAGGAAGAAGCGGCAGAAUCGAGCUUGUAAAACACCCGUCUGUUCUGCGAAGAAGUUGGUUUAGGACAUUUUUAACCUGGUAUUUGUUGUGUGCUUUGUCCAGUGUCAGGGGUUCUGCAGUUGCCAAAAUAGUAGGCAAUAAUGUAAAAAAAUUGCAGAAGUUUGCUUCCACAGUGAAGAUGUGGGUCUUCGAGGAGAAUAUUAAUGGGAGAAAACUGUCAGAUAUCAUAAAUAAAGAACAUGAAAAUGUAAAGUAUCUCCCUGGACACAAGCUGCCAGAUAACGUGGUUGCUGUCCCAAACCUUAAUGACGCUGUAGAGGAUGCAGACUUGCUGGUUUUUGUCAUUCCUCAUCAGUUCAUUCAUAAAGUCUGCGAUGAAAUGACAGGACGAGUACCCAAGAAAGCGCUCGGCAUAACUCUUAUAAAGGGAAUAGAUGAAGGCCCUGGGGGACUCAGACUGAUCUCUGACAUUAUUCGAGAGAAGAUGGGAAUAGACAUCAGUGUGCUGAUGGGAGCUAACCUUGCCAAUGAGGUGGCAGCAGACAAAUUCUGUGAAACCACAAUAGGCAGCAAAAUCUUGGAAAAUGGCCUUCUUUUCAAAGAACUCCUGCAGACUCCAAACUUCCGAAUAACUGUAGUAGAUGAUGCAGAAACAGUUGAGCUUUGUGGUGCUCUGAAGAAUGUAGUAGCAGUAGGAGCUGGGUUCUGUGAUGGUCUUUGCUGCGGUGACAAUACCAAAGCUGCUGUUAUUCGCCUUGGCCUAAUGGAGAUGAUCGCCUUUGCCAAAAUAUUUUGCAAAGGACAGGUCUCUACUUCCACUUUCCUGGAGAGCUGUGGCGUUGCUGAUCUCAUCACAACGUGUUACGGUGGCCGGAAUCGACGUGUAGCAGAAGCAGUCGUUAAAACUGGAAAGUCUAUUGAAGAAUUAGAGAAAGAAAUGUUGAAUGGUCAGAAACUGCAAGGACCACUGACUUCUGCAGAAGUGUAUCGCAUCCUGAAGCAGAAAGGAGUGCUGGAGAAGUUUCCGCUAUUCACGGCUGUGUAUCAAAUCUGCUAUGAAGGGAGGCCUGUCGGAGAGAUUAUAACCUGCCUUCAAAGUCAUCCAGAGCACGUAAAAAAUCAGUCAGGCUGUUGAAAUAAUGCAGCUUUCUGCCUUUCGAAUUUAUGUCUGGGUUCAAGUGGAUGUAUCUAUCAUUAAGCUUCGUUCAAAGCCACUCACUAGGCAACAGUAACAACAUGAAUGUCUCUGAAGAGGUAUUGUUUUGUGUUAUACAGCCUAGUUUGACACAGCAUGCAGUGUUGGCUUGGUGAUUGUCAUUUUACUGGCUAAAAUGCAACUGGUUUAAGAUAUGCAGUACAAAAGUUGCACUACAUACCUGGUUUAUAUACACAAGUGUACUUUUGAGUGUGUUCCUACACCAUAAAAUACAAGGUUUUGUUGUCUCUGGACACUGUGGGAAGAAUCCCACUGGUUUUGAUCAGAGACUGAAUCAAGCCUGUAACCUUGAAAUAUUGGAAAUGUUUCUAUUAGAACUUGGUUUUAUUUGUAUAUGCAGUUAAAUUUUAACCUUUUGCAUGCUUAUGAUUAUAUUAAUUUAAGCAAUGUUAGUGCAAAACAAGUUAUAGCAGUUAUUCAGGGGGCUACAGGGAUAUUUUAAUGAAAUCAAAUGAAGAAUAUUUUGAUUUUUGAAAGUUGUUAAAACCGUCAGGUUGUUUUGAAGCCAAUUUCUAGGUGAAUUUAAAGGUUUUAAUUACACUGUUUUAAAGGGAAUAUUCUAGAGGGGGAUCAUUACCUCCCCUUCUGUUUUUUAAUCCUUGCAUUUUUAUAUUUCUCAGUUUUUCCCUGACUGUUCCUGGGUGUUAGGCUCUUCUAGAAUCCCAUUCCCCAAAGCAAGCCAGAGAUGUUGACCUGAGGGUUCUGAACCCUGGAGCCUGUGGUUCAUUUUAGUGUUGUACCUGCGGUUGUUCUUCACUGGCAUUUUUGGGAGGAUGGGGAAGGAUACUCUUGGGUAUCCACUGCUCCGAAUUGUUCUGCUGGGUUUCUAGCUAAGCUGCAAAGUGUUGCACUCCACAGAACACUCCAAGGAAUGCUAGAGGAAUUCCGUGGUAUGUCAUGCUUGUGUAGUCAGAAGGGUUGUGUGCCAGUAGGAUGACUGCAUUCAUUUCAGUGCCUGCCAGUGACUGACACGUCAACUGGACUGAAGUCCUGAUCCAGCCUCCCCAGUUCUGAAGUUACUCUUUCACUGGACGAAAUUUCAACGGGUGCUGAAAUCCUUUAUGACCCAUCUCCCAGAAAACUUCUCAAAGGCAUCUGUCUCUUUUAUUCCCCAGGUAUCUCAACUGGUUGGUUUUUUUUCAGACACCUUUGCUGUAUCAGGGAGGAUAAUUUUGGUUCUGGAAAAUUUGUGAUUUUAUGAAGUUUAGGGGUGGGGUUGGCUUGGUUGGUCUUUUUUUUUUUACCUUUUAAGGUUGAUGCAAGAGAAGAUGGAUUAAAAAAACCUGUUUUGCUUUUCUUGUGUACUAAAGUCUGGGUGGUUGUUUUUUUUUUUGUGAAACAUAUGCUAGGUACAUAAAGAGAGGACUCAUUUUUCCAGCUGGUAGACAAGGGUUGACAUCAGGAUUUACAGAACAAGAAUGUCCAUCUGCUCUGAAUAUCCAAUCCUAACGUCUGAGCAGUAUCAGAGCUGUUUUUCAUUGUUCUCAGUGGCAUUUUUAGACCAGAAGUCAUGAGCACGAACGCAAUCAAUUUUGUCAUUCAAAACUUGCUAAAACACAGGAGAUGCCUGGGAAUAAUUGUCAUACUUAGGUAGCCUGGAUUACUCUGAACAAGGCAAGCAUUAGGGCAGCUUUCUGUAGGCAGGAAGAUGCUUCAGCUCAGGGGUACCAUUUUUGUGCUCCUAUAUUGUUUUGCAUUAAUUUUUGGGAGAUCUCACGAAUGUCCUCAGAUAUUCAGGAAUGUCAAAAGUUCUUUUGCCUUACUUCUGAUUUAGUGCUAAAUAUAACAGAUGGCCAGAAGUUAAGUAACGUCAGAUGUUUGUGGCAGUUGGGAACAUCACUGGUAGAGCUGACUUGGAGCAAGCACUCUGCUUAGGCAUUUAAGAGGAAGUUUUGAGGUUGGAAGCACUGUUAACUAACGCACACAUGGAGCAUACACUCCUCAUUACUGCAUAACUUUCAGUGUGUUUUCUUAUGCUUUGUUUUGUUUUGUUUUGGGUUUUUUUAAUACCAAAUUGAUUGGCUUUUCCUUUAAUGUGUACAUACACAUUAUAUAUAUAAACUUUUUUUUUACAUGCAGUAUAUAGAACAGUAGCAUUUUGUAAGAUACAUAAAGGGCUAUAUAAGCUAAAUGUGGUAAAUUAAUAUAUAUUUUUAAAUUAUUUCUUUAUUAUUCCAAUACUACUUCUACCACUGAAACCCCCAAAUCUUAAUUGUUCUUGUUCUUAUACAGAAGCCUAUAUUCUAAGGCAAAUCCAGAGAAAAAGUUUUUAUGGAAUUCUUUCCUCCAGUCUGUUAUGAUAUUCUUGGUUUUUUUCAGACAAAAAGUGAGGUUUCAGUAACUAAAAUAGUUUAUUUUAAUUUCUAUAGAUAGUUCACCAUUUGCGUUUGCUCUUUAGUGCUUGAGAACACUCAGCUUGGCACUGGGUAUUUUCCCCCCACUAAUACUUCCUAUUCAUUAAAAAACUGUGAUAUGGUACUGGAACUGAAUGAUUAGAGUCCUGUUUUACAAACACUCUGUUUUGCCUAGUACUGGGAUAGUCUUACUGAAAACAUUAACCCCUGUGUAAGGGGUCAUAAAUUUGUAACUAAUUCUUGGUUUACGAACAUUCAUUAUUAAGGAAGACAUUACAUUCUAAUGAUACUUACUCAGCUUGCCCUAGACAUAUGUACUGGUCUUGUUCAAGGAUGUUGAAUGUACACCUGUUUGAAGAGUACAAAUAAACAUGUUUGUCUUGGGAAUCA
Messenger RNA from Lepidothrix coronata (blue-crowned manakin), 4112 nucleotides. RefSeq names its product glycerol-3-phosphate dehydrogenase 1-like (gene GPD1L). NCBI's taxonomy places the organism in Eukaryota, Metazoa, Chordata, Aves, Passeriformes, Pipridae. Gene Ontology annotation, biological process: glycerol-3-phosphate catabolic process; carbohydrate metabolic process. Gene Ontology annotation, cellular component: cytosol; glycerol-3-phosphate dehydrogenase (FAD) complex. Gene Ontology annotation, molecular function: NAD binding; glycerol-3-phosphate dehydrogenase [NAD(P)+] activity; protein homodimerization activity. The record is from RefSeq and is a predicted model, not a curated record. Bases 145 to 1287 code for a protein of 380 amino acids. The transcript is spliced from 8 exons.